UUUUUUUUAAUUAAGAGAACAUAUUGGCUAAGUGAAUGUAAAUUUCCCGAUUCUUAUGUAAAUUUAUCUUUAAAUCCAAAUGAACAUUCAUUGGCCCAUUGUAAAUUGGAAAGACUUGUUUGGUCCCAAUUACAAAGUUAUGGAAUAACUGAAGAAAUGCUUAGAAGUGUUGCUAAAAGUAAAGGAGCUAGAAAUCCUGUUAUUGGAACUUAUCGAAUUACUCUUUAUCAAUGUCAAGCACUUGAUAGAGAUAAAGAAAGGGCUAAGUUAAAUGAGCAUUUAUUACAACUUGCUGAAAAGAGUAAUUUAUUGUCGGGUAAAAUUGAUGAACGAAGCAAAGCUUGUAUAAUAAUUUAA
This is a messenger RNA of Meloidogyne enterolobii, 357 nucleotides long. The record is from the annotation of a GenBank genome assembly. NCBI's taxonomy places the organism in Eukaryota, Metazoa, Nematoda, Chromadorea, Rhabditida, Meloidogynidae.